Messenger RNA from Amyelois transitella, 2803 nucleotides. RefSeq lists its product as uncharacterized. The transcript is spliced from 4 exons. The coding region runs from base 89 to 1858 and encodes 589 amino acids. Gene Ontology annotation, biological process: monocarboxylic acid transport. Gene Ontology annotation, molecular function: monocarboxylic acid transmembrane transporter activity. The record is from RefSeq and is a predicted model, not a curated record. Lineage: Eukaryota; Metazoa; Arthropoda; Insecta; Lepidoptera; Pyralidae.
UGAUAAGAUAACACACCCAUUGUGGAUUGAUAACUCAUCGUCCAUUACACGUUUUAGUCAUGAAAAUAUUGUGAAUCAUAUAAAAAUCAUGGCAGACGGGAGAAUUCCAGGUGUAUCUCGCUCUGAGAGACAGGAUAAUCGUGUCGAAGAUUUGCACUUGGAUAGAGUGGUCUCUUCGCACCCAGAAAUUGGACCGACACCCCCGGAUGGUGGUUACGGAUGGUUGAUAGUAUUUUCCGCAGUAGUUUAUCACAUAACAGUGCCGGCAUUGGUGACAUUGUAUGGACUGAUUAUUCUUAAAGCAAUCCGUCAGGACGGUCACGAAGAAGACGAAAAAAUCAAAUUAUGGGAUGUGGAUAUAGCCCUUGUGCCUGUUAUAGCUUUAGUGGUCAAGUUGCUUUUGGAGUCAUGGAGCCGUGCCGUGGUGAAAAUCUUCAACAUGCCAAGGUUUAUGGCUUUAGCGGGACUGUGUCUCACCGUAGCAGGAGUGCUAUUAUCUAGUUAUUCGACAGACGCAGACAGCAACGAUCAAAUCGUGAAUAUAUUUGCAGGACUUUUCGCAGGCAUGGGCUGCGCACUAACGGGCCAGCAGACAGAAGUUAUCAUUACGAUUUACUUCAGAGAAAACCUGAUUAUGGCCCAGAGGCUAGUCAGGAUAGCGCCCUCUAUCGGAAACUGCAUAGUCCCGAUCAUAAUUGGCUACAUGCUCACCAAAUACCCUGGGGACGUCGUCGUCAUGAUCUACGGAGCCCUGCUAAUGCAAAACUGCUUCUUCCUAGCAGCUUAUACCAGACCUGUUUACAUAGAAAAAGUUAUCAGAACCACCUAUAGGAGAAUAAUUGAUGCCGUUGAAGAUGACGAUGAGAUAAUAUUUUCAAAUCAAGGUCACAGCGAACCUCCUACGAUCACGCAAGCCACUGAAGGUCCAAGCACUCAAGACGAUCCAACGGAUGUUGUCGUUUUCAAUUCAAGAAAGAACGCUAAAGAAAUCUUAGAUCCUGUUGUUCAACAACGCGAAAGAGCAAUUUCGAACGAGCGAAGAUUCUCCUCUGAUUUCAGUGAAAUGUACAACGACAACAAUAGAUUUUCUUCUGACUUUGGAACUUUGGAUAUAACUAGUUACAGUAGAAUAGGGGCUUAUCAAGAAUUGGAGAGUAUAGACAGAGAUGCGCAGAAUCCCCAGCCGUUGUAUAGGGAGACUACGGUGAAUGCCCCCGAUGAGAAUUUGGUGUUUUCUGCGGAUAUGACGGCAGGUACUGCAAGGCGGACGGCUAUGUUGAAGAAGCACUUUAUAACAGUGGCCAACAUGCUGAUAGAUGUAAAUUUCUAUUUGUACACGAUGUUGCACCUCUGCACGACGUUUUCGACGCUCAUUAUCGGGUUGCUGUUCCCGAUAUUCUUCUGGGAGAAAAAUACUGCGCUGAAUAUUUGGGGAGUGUCCCAGAUGGUAACAGUGGCCCACGGAUUAGCUCUCUGCUUCAUUCUUCUCUGCGUGAUGCUGCCCAAGACCUUCAACCAGAAGGCUAGAUUGUGCAGCAUAUGCUGUGUGAUUGGAGCUGUCUCCUUUUAUGGUAUAACUCUAUCCAGAAGCAUGAGCUUCCUGAUCUACUGGUGCGUAGUAGCCGCUUCCUCCACCGCCGUAUCUUCGAUCCUCCAACAGCCUCUUUACAACAGUACACUCAACGAAUUCUCAUCUACGGCCACCAUCACCUUCGCUAACACGGCCGCUGCCACCUUCAUCAUGAUAUGGGCGCUGGUAAGGAAUUACGAGCUGAAGACUUGCUUCGUUACAGCGAGUAUACUUCAAAUGGUGACGGCUACGGUGUUCUUCAUAGCGUCCUUUAGGAGGCAACGGUAGUUUUUAAUUGUACCAAUUCACAUCAGUUUUUGAUGUUUCUGGUUUUGAUUUAAAUCACACACUAGCGCCAUCUAUUUAUUGCGUAAGACAAGUUUUGACAGUUUUAAACGUCUACCCACUUACUAGUGUUUUUAAAGAUGUUUAGUCUGCUGAUUACAUAGUCGACCUCCCUCUCCCAAAUUGACUGAUGUAAGUCAGUCAAUUAAAGAUAAUCGGUUUACAUCUUACAGCAUUUUAUACUUUGUGAUGUUUUUGCAAUGCACAAAUAAUACUGGUUUUGUAUUAUUCCUUCAUUGGAUCUAAUUUACCAGUAAUUAUUUAAGAAUUGAAUAAAUUAAGGCAUAUUUAAGAUAUUUAAGUCAUUUUUAUUUAAGAGAUCACUUGUGUACAAUCCGAGUUUAUAAAUAAAAUUAUAAAUAAGUUUCUAGUUACUCUGUGUGUAGGCUUAGUACAGUGAAAGGCACAGAAAACUGACCAUUCUGUUGUCGCGACAGAGGGUCAGGUUUAUUUGCUAGUCACUGUAGCUUGCGACCGCCAUGGCAGCUACAAUUGUUAGAAGCAAUUUAAGUUCAAGUAAUUUAAUCGAAAAUUGACUUUUUUGUAAAAACAAAUAGGUACUUUUUCUUCUAUUCUUAUAGGUUAAAUAGUAAAUAUAUAUCGAAAAAAUAAUUCGAUUUUUGGGUAUCUAUACUUAGUUGCCAGUAGCGAUCAGAGUUACCAGAAGUUAAGUUGUACAUACAUUAAUAUAGUUGGAUACAUUCGAUUCUGCUGUAGGCCAAAAUAAUAAAAAAAAAAUAGACAAAUGCAAUGACUACAAAAAUAAAACUUUUUAAUAAAAAUAUUUCUUCUACAACAGAGUCGAAUCGCUUAGAGCAAAAUAAGAUAUAAUAUUAAAAUCUAUAAGAUUAUACGUAAUAGUCGAUAAUAAAUAUUUUUCUAAUAUAA